AUGCCUAAGCACGGCAAGAAGUCCACGGCAGCACGACUGCCGAAAAGUCGUCUCCCUGUCGGAGCGCACCUGCCUGACAACACCACGCGACCGACAUCGCGAGCGACUAACCGCAGCACCACCGACUCGUCUUUCAUUUCACGCGCCGACACCGCUUCUUCGACCGAGGACGGCAUCACUAUCCUCACCCCACCAACUCCCAAACCGCCCACACCCGCCAAGUCGGUCGCUACCGCCAUGUCGACUUCUGCCUACUCGGACCACGGCGGUGGUGUAGCAUUGUCCACCGCCGAGGCCAAAUUACGCCGCCAGAACGAGCGCAUCCAACAAGCAGAGGCGGCGCUCGCCGCGCCACCUCACUCCAACAACCAGCGCCCCGUGUCACGCGACAAGAACAGCAACAAGCCGGCGCACAAGAAGAUGCCCAUCGGAUGGGACAUUGCUGGCCAACAUCCCGAUGCCGAAGAUAGAGUCCUCGCCACCGCCACCGAGCGCCGCAUCAACACUUUCUACCCCUCCCUGUCGCGUGACACCUCACUCUCGCGCUCCAUCUCUGGCAUCUCCAACAUGGCUGGCACCUACGACAUGGAGCGCCACGAUUCCAUGCUGGUCGACCAAGGCUUCCAGUACCCGCGCCGUGGCAAACCAAGUGCCGACCAGCUCCGCCCGUACGAGGACAAGCCGGAAGUGAAGCAGAAGACUGUCGAGGCCACCAUUGACAAGGACGAGAUACACAAGGUGUUCGGCAUAGAUCUCCCACCACUCGAGUUUCUCCGCAUGAAUCCUGGCUAUAACGAUGCUCAGCUUCAGUUCGUGAUGCACCCGAAUGGCGACGUCGGAGCUCACAUGUGGAGCAUGAAUCGCUACGUGUGGGAGAACAUAGGAAUCUUCUCCAACAUCCGGAAGAAGGUUGAAGGUCAGCUGGGCUCUGAUCGUCUCAAGGGAGAGACGGCGUGGCAGACACUUCAGAAGAACACCCUUGCCUACUUUCGCGCCAUCUCAAAGCAGCGAGAACAGACGACCAUGGGCCAGCCUUUUGGUCAGCAGGAGAUCCAGCAGAUCAUGGGCCCGCCUCCAGAGCAGCCAGCGACCGCCACUAUCGAGAAAGCAGAGUCACCAAAGCCACGCUUCUUCACCACCACUGGCAACCGAGUCGGUGUGCAGGUGGACGCGCAACGCCAGCGGGAAGAGAAUGCGAUCCGACAGCAAGCCAUAGCAAAUACACAUGGUGCUGUGCGAAUACUCCCGCAGCGCGAUCUCCCAGUCGCUGUGCCGGCAGGUCCGCGUUUGUCACAUCCUAAUCAGUAUUCCUACAAUCCACCGCCACGUCCUGAGCUUCGCAACGAGGACCCAUUCACUGUUCCUGUACCACAUCCGACCUACGGUGUCUUCUCGGAGCCUCCACUGUCCGCCCCAGCAGGCAACUUUCAGCCCACCGGAACGGCCCAGACCUUUGGGGGGGCGCGGAAUGAAUAUGUCCCUCCUCACUGGCGCCCGAGCGCAUCACGACCCGCCCGUAUGGCCGGCACUGGUGGUGCCAAUGCUGCUUCUACGACCGCUGCGCCUACAGUCCACCCGUCGAUGCUCCAGCCAUACCUUGCCGGCACGGCCGCCACACCCAUCCAACGUCAGUUGUCACUUGGCAGCGUGGGCACGCCAUCAUGUCCGAAACCAGUGACUCCAAUGCAUUCACGCGAAGCGAUGCGCGAUCAGCUGCGGAAGCUUGGAGAGACUGCGAAGGAGCGUAGCACCAGUCAGAAUGGGCGCACCAUACUAUACGACCCAUUCAGCAGCCUUGGCGACAAGGUAGAUGGAGAGGAACCAUUUCCAGACUUCAAUCAGUCACUGGCUAUCACCGCUCCACAAAAGGACCAGAAUGAGCGAGAGUUUAAGCCUGCGUUCGAUACCAGAUUUGGUGGGUGGCGUGACUCGCAGCCCAUGCUACCUACGCCUCAGCGACGCUUGGCUAGCUUGGGCGACAGUGUGCCUGACACCGACUUUCCGCAGUCAUCAUCCGAGACCCGCGCUACUUCUGGCACAUACAGCGUGCUUCGACCAUCUCAUGCCAGCGAAGAUGUGGGAGCUAUGAAUGUCUUCGCGCCACCUGCAGCCAAAGUCAAGAAACUUUCUCCCGAAGCAGAGCUCAAGGAAUGGUACUUCAGCACAAGCAAGCUCGCCCGCCAAGAAGAGUUCUUCCAGAGCAUCAAGACGCUUUCGCUCAAAUCCGAACCUGACUCACCGAUGUCGACUAGAACUCCAAGCCGCCUCGCUCACAUUGGUGCCAGAUCUGCAAAGGUGUCACCUCGGUCACGCACGACUGCACCCGCCGUCAACGGUAACACCAGCAAAUCACAAGUGCCAUGGGACGAAGGCCUAACGCGAUCCCUGAUUCCCGUCUACGAGAGCUUGGCCGCCUAUGUUGAAGGUCCCAUCGAGAAGCGCCGCGACUACUUCAGCAACUGGUCCAAGCCACCGGAGUGGGCUAUCGACCGCGGCCCCAACGGCAACAACUCCUUCUUUGACAACACCUGGGGUCAACCGCCAGCUAGACUCAGCAGAGACUCGAGAUAUCGAAGCAUCGCCGCUGACUCGCCUCGCUCGAGGUACCCAGGCGGCGGUGGUGGAUACACGACUGGAGGUGUGCCGCUUUCAAGCCUGCCGGCUGUGAGUGGUGGUUUGCCGGGAAUGAGUACUGGCAGGUUUGAGUUUGGUGGUAGUACAUAUUAG
Messenger RNA from Fulvia fulva, 2727 nucleotides. RefSeq lists its product as uncharacterized. The transcript has a single exon. The record is from RefSeq and is a predicted model, not a curated record. The coding region runs from base 1 to 2727 and encodes 908 amino acids. NCBI's taxonomy places the organism in Eukaryota, Fungi, Ascomycota, Dothideomycetes, Mycosphaerellales, Mycosphaerellaceae.